This is a messenger RNA of Paramuricea clavata, 1059 nucleotides long. The record is from the annotation of a GenBank genome assembly. NCBI's taxonomy places the organism in Eukaryota, Metazoa, Cnidaria, Anthozoa, Malacalcyonacea, Plexauridae.
AUGGCCAAUCUCAGUGAAGGAGGUCCUCUGGUCGUAUUUGGUUUCAUAACUUUACCACAGAAAUACGAAGUCGAAAAAGAUGUCGCCAUGAGUUUUGUAGCUUUAAUGUCUUUCGUUGCUAUCAUUGCGAAUGGCAUUUUAUUACUUGUGAUUAUCAAAGACCCGUUUAAACAAUUGCGAACCAUUACAGCCAUUUUGCUGGCAUUUAACUCAGCGACCAAUUUAGGCAGUUCCCUGGUGUUAUUUCUUGACAAUGUGUUUUAUUGGUUUCAUGGAAAACUUUCACCAGAAUUGAUCAUAUACUUCUGUUCAUUUACUACGUGUCUGUACAUCAUUGGUAACUUGUUACACACAAUGAAUACAUAUGGUGCGAUUGUUGUUGCUGUCCGUUAUGCUAUAUUGGCACCCAAAGUGCGGAGGUAUUUGGUACAAUCUUUGAUUUUAACUUGGGUGGUAAUUCUAUUAGUGGUCAUCAUUCCUCCUUAUACUUUACCAAAGGACAAAGUACCCAUUUAUGUAAAAGGUAUAUUAACACUGAUAUGUGUUCUGCUAGCUUUGUUGGCGAUCACGUUUGGUUGCAUUUAUACCAAAAUAUUUCAAACGUUAUACGCACGUAAACAAAGACUUUCACUAUCCUUUCAUCUCAAACGUUCAACAGUUCGAGGUCGAGAAAUAAACAAGAACAAUCAUAAUGUCGUCAAGACAUUAUUUGUACAUGUUUUGUUCUUUAUGAUAGCUACAGCUCCUGGCAGUCUUAUCGUUCUAGUUUUCCUGCAUUGUGCAACAUGUGAUCCUGUCAAACUUCAACUUGCAGCCCUCUUCACCAUUCCAAUUAUAUAUUCUCCAAUGGUGUUCUUACCGCUUCUCUGGCUGUUCAGGCUGAAGCAAUACAAAAAAGCUAUGAUUAAAACACUCUGUUUUUGGCGAAGUGACAUUUUUAUGCGAAGAAGAUCCAAAACUUUGAACAUUCAGGGGAGCACAUUAAACCUGGAGCACAUGUACCGGUCAGCAUCAGAAAGCUGUACAAAAGAGCUGGAAAUUGUAUCUGUGGCUGUAUGA